UUGUGGUUGUGCGCUCAAUCAUCGGUCGCUCAGUAUUCACUGCUCAACACUGCGGGAGGGCAGAUUCUUUAUGAAUCCGACCAAAAGACUCUGCUGGAAACAUGCUGAAAUUAACGGAGGCGACACUUUGCCUUUGUUUGUUGACUGUGUUGGAGACAACUGUUUUCUUGGGAACUUGCUCACCGGCUAGCAGAAAAGGCUUUGAUGAAGAUGCUUUCACCAUCCAGCACUCAAGCACAGGGAAGUGCCUGGAGACAGACCUGAACCUCAACACCUGUGAUCCAAACAGCAAAUCCCAGCUGUGGAAAUGGGGUAUGGGUCACCGGCUCUUCCACGUGGCCACGUCCCACUGCUUGGCUUUGGACGUACGCUACAAGACACUGUCCCUGAUUGACUGUGGCAGCGACGUCCUGCUGCGGUGGCAGUGCCUGGAUGGGGCUGUUUUCACUGCGUAUCAGAUGGGCCUGGCGGCCAACAAAAGCAAAGUUGUAGCCAAACGGGACCCCAGUGAUGUGUGGGUGAGAGGAGGUUCCCAGGACAACAUCUGCCAGAAGUCAUACCAUGUUGUCCACACCACCAAUGGGAACUCUGCCGGCGGUCCCUGUGUGUUCCCCUUCAAAUACAACAGCAGCUGGCACCACGGAUGCCUCCCUGACACAGAUUUCCCUGGACUGUCCUGGUGUGCCACCUCCUUGGACUAUGACCAAGAUGGAAAAAAGGGACACUGUCUAACACCUGAGGAGGGAUGCCAGACUCUGUUUGCCGGGCCAGAAGGGGAAUUCUGUUACGAGUUUGUUUCCAGUGCCGCGGUGACCUGGCAGGAAGCUUUGGAUUCAUGUCGCAGUCAGGGAGCUGAUCUGUUCAGUCUAUCUGCACCUGAAGAUCUCCACUCCAAAACCUUACUGGACGGACUUGGCAGAAUGCCUGAGAGGAUGUGGAUCGGCCUUCAGCAGUUAGACGUGUCUCAGGGCUGGCAGUGGUCGGAUGGCUCCCCUCUCUCAGUCCUGCGCUGGGAAAAAGGAAUGCCACCCACCCCCUCACUUAUUGAGUCAGACUGUGGAGUCCUCAACUCUAAACAGAACUUUGAAUCUGAGGCGUGCAACAAACGGCUGCCAUACAUCUGCAAGAAGAGUGUCAAUGCGUCUCGCACAGCAACAACAGAGUCUUUUUUGUAUAAUGAAACAGUGUGUGCUGACGGUUGGGUCCCGUGGAAUGGCUGGUGUUACAAGUUAGUGAAGGAUAAGCCUCAAAACUUUACAGAUGCCCAGCAGCUCUGUAACAAAGCAGAGGGAGGAGGAGAAGGUUUUCUGGCCAGCCUCCACUCCAUCGACAGCAAAGAGAUGAUCAGCACUCAUUUCCACGCAGACGGCAAGCUUUUGGAUGUGUGGAUCGGUCUGACCGGGACCAACAUGAACACUACGGUCUUCAAGUGGAUCGACCAUGCACCCGUCACCUUCACCUACUGGGCUCCAAACGAACCAGUCCAGCCCACUCAGGACACCAGCUGCGUCUUCUACUCUGGAGAGUCUCAUGGUUGGCGGGUUGGGAACUGCACACAGAGGCUACCUUUCAUGUGUCAGACGAAAGGAGAGGUCAAGCAAUCAGUGACACAGGCUGGAUGCCGCUUUGAAGAUGGUUGGAGGAGACACGGCAACUCCUGUUAUCAAGUGAACACCAAACAAGUGUCCUUCAAAGAUCGCUGUAACAUCACUAUAAGAAACAGGUUCGAGCAGGCCUUCAUCAGCCGUCUACUUGGAGAGCACAUCAGCAAGGAAACUCAGUAUUUUUGGAUAGGCCUGCAGGACAUUAAGAACACAGGAGAGUACCAGUGGCUGAGCCAGGAUGGGUCCCCAGGUUUGGUUACCUACACUAACUGGGGCUGGCUUCAACCAGCUCGGCAUGGAAGUUGUGCAGUGAUGUCCACCGGGAAACCCCUGGGCAAGUGGGAGGUGAAGAACUGUACCAUUUUUACGGCCGGCUCCAUUUGUAGAACAGACCUCAGUCCACCUCCACCCCCAGAGCCAGAGCCGAACCCCAAUGCAACCUGUCCUGAUGGAUGGGUGUCUAAACCAGACAUCAAAUACUGCUACAAGGUGUUUCAUGAGGAGAGGCUGAGCAGGAAGCGCUCCUGGGAGGAAGCUGAGAGGUUCUGUCAGGCUCUGGGAGCCAACCUGCCCAGCUUCACAAAUACUGCUGAGAUGAGGGCCCUGCACAGCAUCAUGAGAGAGACCAUCAGUAAUAAUCGAUACUUCUGGGUUGGCCUGAACAGGAGAAACCCAUCUGAUCGCUCUUGGGAGUGGAGCGAUGGCCGGCCUGUAUCUAUGGAGGUUUUUUACCAGGAUUUCCAUGAGGAUGAUGCAUACAAUCGGGACUGCACUGCAUUCAAGACAAUGAAGAGCACCUUGAAGCACCUUUUCGUGCUUCUGCACUAUGACUUAACUGCCACACCUUUCUACGCCACACCAUUUCACUGUGAUUCCAGGCUGGAGUGGGUCUGCCAAAUACCCCGCGGAAAGACACCAAAGAUCCCAGACUGGUACAAUCCCGUUGGGCACCAUGAGACGUCUGUGUUCGUGGAUGGAGCGGAGUUUUGGUUUGUUCAGGAGCCUAAGCUUACCUUUGAGGGGGCACAGCUCUUCUGCCAUGUGAACGACAGCAAACUGGCUACACCAACUACCUCCACUGCUGCCAUAAAGAUCCACCAGUACCUAAAAACUAUCUCAAGUUCUCUUAAGCAAAACUGGUGGGUCAAUAUGAAAGAGCCUGGAAGGAUAUUCCCCAUGACGUACCCCCAGAUGUACUUUUACCAUGCAGCUUUCCUGGGUAGAUGCAUCUCCAUCACUCCUGAAAGCGUCUUUCCAGACCAUGAACUCAGUUGCCAGCAGCGAUUGUCCUUUGUGUGUGAGAGACACAACAUCACGUCAGUGGAGAUAAACCCUCUGGAGCCUCGGCCUAUUGGACUGCCCUGUGAAAAGGACUCUCUGUCCUUCAGAAAUAAGUGCUACACACUGAUGAGGAACAUGACGUCUUUGUCAUUCAGGUCUGCCAAUGAGGCAUGCCAGUCAGUGAAAGGAACACUGGUCACUAUAUCAGAUCAGGUGGAGCAAGAUUUCAUCAACACACUUUUACCGAGCAUGAAUAAAAUGGAAAGGAUCUGGAUUGGUCUAAAAAUCAAGCAGAACAACCCAGAAUGGGCGGACAAGUCCCCAGUCAACUACCUGAACUUUAACCCACUGCUUCUGGGCAUGCAUAAGGCUAUACAUAUCAAUACAUGGGAUCCAGAGAGUAUUGAUUUAUGUGUGUUUUUGAUCAAUAACCCCAACUCUGCCAUGCUGGGUACCUGGGAUUAUUCUUCCUGCACACAAUAUCAAAAUGUGGCCAUUUGCCAACACUAUGCAGAUAAAGUAGAGGAGCCCCAGGUCUUCACAGAGCCCAUCCACAUCAAUAACCACACCUUCCAGCUGCUUGUCAAAAAUCUCACCUGGUUUGAGGCCUUGGAGCAGUGCAGAAGUAAUGACAUGGACCUGGCAAGUGUGGCCGACACCUCCCUCCAGUCCGCCCUCACUGUGAAUGUGAGCCGUGCGCGCAUGCCCAUGUGGAUCGGCCUUUUCAGUGAAGAUGAAGGGAUCCACUACCGCUGGACAGACCACAGCCACACUGUGUUCAGUCGGUGGUAUUCUGAUGUCACCAGUGGCUCGUGCGUCUACCUGGACACAGAUGGUUUCUGGAAAGCCACCGAGUGCGAGGAGGAGCUGGGAGGCGCCAUCUGCCACAAAUCACAAAAUGAGAUCAUCACCACACCAGAGGAUGUUGCGGUGAAGUGCCCUCAUAAGAUUAAUGGUCCAAACUGGAUCCCCUUCAAGAACAACUGCUACUCCUUCCAGCUGGUCGCCUCCAGAUGGGAACAGUUCGACAAAGGACUGAUUUAUGACACCUGCAAAAAACUCAAUCCAGGCGCAGACAUCUUAACUAUCCGAAAUGCAGAGGAGAAUGAGUUUAUCAAGCAGCAGCUGCUACCGUUUCAAACCUUGGCCCAGUUCGUAUGGCUGGGACUGUUUAAAGAUGAAAACGAUAACCGGAUGAAGUGGUAUGAUGGCACAAAUGUCCAAUACUCCAACUGGGCAAAUGGCAGACCAGAUCUAGAUCAACCUUUCUUGGCUGGUCUCACCACUGAAGGCAACUGGCUUCUUGUUCAAAACAAAAACCUUUUCUCAGAGUUCAAACAAAGGACCAUUGUGACCUGCAAACUGGACAAUGAACCAAAACAGGAGUACAACCGGUCGGCUUUGGAUUUUCAACACUACGGUAACUUAACUUAUGAGGUUGUGACCCGAAAGUUGAGUUGGUACCAGGCUGUGGAAGAGUGCGGUAAGCGUGGAGGCCACCUGGCAAGUGUCCAUGACGUCCAGCACAGUGCACAUGUGAAGCUCCUCGCCAAGACGGAUGGUUUCCCGCUCUGGAUUGGCCUGUCAAAUCAGGACGUUAGCGGCUCGGCCUAUGAAUGGUCUGAUGGAACAAAACUUGACUACAAAGUCACCAUCUCUGACUCAAAGGAGGGAUCCAACAACCAAGAGGCCAGCUGUGUUCAUGUCACCCCUGCUGGAGACUGGAUGAAGACCAGCUGCAGUACAUUGAGGGACGGAGCCAUCUGCUACACCAACAUCACUACCACUUCCCAGAGAGCCAAAUAUUAUGCUACCCCAGAGGCCAGUCACUGCCCUCAGACCAACGGUAUGUCCAAGUGGGUGCAGCAUGAGGAUUACUGUUACGCCUUCAACAUGAGCUUCUACAACUACAGCGUCUACAGCAUGCAGCAGGCUAGGAGCAUCUGUCAGGGCAUGAGUGCUGAACUGCUGACCAUAAAAACCAAAGAGGAGAACGACUUUGUGUCAAAGUACAUUUCUGAUAACCCUCUCAUCACCAGUCGUGUAUGGCUCAACAUGGACUUGGAUACUCAAGGUAAGCCUGUAUCCUGGCAGGAUGGCUCAGCUCUGGUUUAUUUUAACUGGAAAGAUGAGGCCUUUGCCACCGGGAGGAAAUCGUUGUCCGACUGUGUCGUCAUGAUGGCAGGAGAAAAAGGAGUCUGGAAUUUUGUUAGCUGCCAGUCAAGCCACAGUCGUGUUGUCUGCAAAACUGAUGCAAAGUCUGCAGGCUCUCCCGUGGCACUGGGUCUCUUCAUCGUCAUCCUCCUCGCUCUCCUUUCAGUCAUCGGCUUUAUCAUUUAUAAGAAGAAAAGAGCCCACUUCUCUUCUACGGUCCGCUACAAGAGGACCUUUGAUGAGUCAGACACCACCAGUAUUAUAACAGAUGCUGACUAAGAUUGCUUAAGUAAUCAGCCUCAGGGAGUAUUGAUGUGCCUGCCUUGUGUGCAUUUUAGGGCUUUUAAGCAAGAGCAGAUGAGGCCUUCCCCCCUUUUUUUUUUUUUUUUUUUUUUUUUUUUUUAUUAUUUAUUUGUCCUGCUCAAACUAGCAAACAUAGAAUCGUGUUUGAAACUGUAAAUAUUGUGAAUAUGUGCCAGUUUAGAUUCUUAAUUUGAGUUAUUUUAGAUCCUUGUGUUAUACCUAAUGUAAAUACUCGAGCUGAUUCUCUCUGGUGAAUGUUGAUCAUUGACAUUAAUGAGAUGUGGGAUUAUGGGUAAAGUUUAGGUUGUUUCUCUUUUUUUUUUUUUUUAGAUUUUGAGUUGAUUUACAGAAAUAUGCAACCUGACGACAAAAUCUGUCUUACACUCCCAUUCAGCCUUAAAAGGUUAAAUUGCACUGAUGUAUGAGUGACUCCAAACCAUCACAAACAAAAUGUGCAGUUAUUUAUUCAUACUAUAUAUACCAUUUAUACAAUCUAUUCCAAAUUCAUUUUUCAGCCUCAGAUGGUUUGAUUCCCGUCCACCGUGGUGAACAGAAAUCAAUACAUUCAUAGAGUUUUAUCGGACAGUUCACCUGAAAAUACAGUAAAACUAAAAAGGAAGACCUCAAAGUCUUGUGUAAACAUUUACUCAUGUAAAUGUAUUCUGUAAUGACAGAUUGCACUCUUUAAAGGAAAUAAUUUAGUAUUUUUGGAUGGACUGUGCCUUUAAAUUAGCAGAAAAAUUUCUCGUGGAUGAACAUCUCACUGAUUGUGCCUCUUAACAUCUUUACAUAAUUUGAGUUUUUAAUCCACUGAAGAGGGUUAUUUUAAUUCAGUUGACUUAUUAAUACCUGCGAUGUGUUUUAGUUGUCAAUAUACAUAAACGAUGAGAGUUGAAAACGUUAUUUCUGCCGAAUUGCUUUAAAAGUACAGUAUGUCACAGAGUCUUAGCCUCAAAAUGAAUCCGACACCUGUUUGUAUACGUUCUCUGCUUUUUUAGGUUUGACUUAACUAUGCACUUAACUACUGAUCAAGAACGCACUUUAAUAUGUCAUGGAGCUACAGUUCCCACUAUGUUUAAGCACAAUGAAGUUUGAGAAGUUUUUAAAAAAUAUGUUUGAAUUGCACUGGUGUUUGUUGUAAAGGCUUUGUAAAUAUGUGAUUUUUGUUUUAUAACAACAAUGAACCAAAGACGCUCUGACUUGUUUGAAUGUCAAAAGCCUGAGCCUUCCUUUCAGUCAAUGGAAAUACCCCAAUAUGGCUUUUUAACCCAUUCAUACCAAGAUGCAAACCAAAUGUUAAAGGUGUUUUUUUGUUUUUUUUUUAACUUUCCCACCACUCCUAAACACGUGUAUCAGCUCAAAUCAGGUACAGUAGCCUUCAAAUAAAAUUAGCUGUCUUCAAAAACUAGUCUUUUCAAUCUUUUUUUAUUUUUAUUUAUUUGAAGUCUUUUUCAAUCUUGUUGACAUUUCUUACCCUUG
Seriola dumerili (greater amberjack) is the source of this 6821-nucleotide messenger RNA. RefSeq names its product lymphocyte antigen 75-like (gene ly75). The record is from RefSeq and is a predicted model, not a curated record. NCBI's taxonomy places the organism in Eukaryota, Metazoa, Chordata, Actinopteri, Carangiformes, Carangidae. The coding region runs from base 102 to 5318 and encodes 1738 amino acids. Gene Ontology annotation, molecular function: signaling receptor activity. The transcript has 35 exons.